AUGCAUACUCAUUCGCUACUUGCAACUACCUUCACGUUGCUAGGAUUGACCACAUCUGCGACCAUCCCGCCACGUACAACCCACGCGUCUCAGACCCUCAGAAUAUGGCCGCUCGGAGAUUCCAUCACCUUCGGAACUUCAUCUACAGAUGGCAAUGGAUACCGCAAAGACCUGCGAGAUCUAUUAACUAAGGCCUCGCUUCAAGUGGAUUUUGUUGGCUCGCAGAAGAGUGACUCCAUGGACGAUGGUGACAAUGACGGUCAUCCUGGUUAUACUAUCCAGCAGCUAUCACCUUACCCCGCCAAGAUUGCUGAGCAAAAGCCCGAUAUUGUACUCCUUAUGGCUGGCACCAACGACAUUGGCAAGAACACGCCGGAUGAGUUGGCGCUGGCCCCAAAACGUCUUGGAGAGCUCGUCGACUGGAUCUUCGGAAAUGUUACAGACACUUCGGUGAUUGUUGCACAAAUUACCCCCUUUGUUCACGACUCUGCCAAAGACAAAAAGGCUAUAGAGUACAACAAAGGUGUCAAAAAGGUAAUUGAGGACAGGUCGGCGCAGGGAAAGAAGAUCACACUGGUGGACAUGCACUCUGCAUUGAAGACGGACGACUUUGGUCCUAACGACAUACACCCGAAUGACGGCGGGUACAGGAAGAUGGCAAAUGUGUGGUUCAAAGGGGUUAAAAAAGUCGUUAAUAAGGGAUGUGCCAGCCAGAAGCAAAGAGAAUAG
Neoarthrinium moseri is the source of this 729-nucleotide messenger RNA. RefSeq lists its product as uncharacterized. Gene Ontology annotation, molecular function: phosphatidylcholine lysophospholipase A1 activity. The coding region runs from base 1 to 729 and encodes 242 amino acids. The transcript is spliced from 2 exons. NCBI's taxonomy places the organism in Eukaryota, Fungi, Ascomycota, Sordariomycetes, Amphisphaeriales, Apiosporaceae. The record is from RefSeq and is a predicted model, not a curated record.